This is a messenger RNA of Siniperca chuatsi (mandarin fish), 3818 nucleotides long. RefSeq names its product transmembrane protein 72 (gene tmem72). The transcript is spliced from 5 exons. Bases 502 to 1296 code for a protein of 264 amino acids. The record is from RefSeq and is a predicted model, not a curated record. Lineage: Eukaryota; Metazoa; Chordata; Actinopteri; Centrarchiformes; Sinipercidae.
AUGCAUGCGUGUGUGUGUGUGUGUGAGAGAGAGAGAGAGAGAGUUAGUUUUAUAUUAAUUCUUCAACAAUAAUGUUUAACCAGCACUAAUGACAAAUGUGAUACGCUUCACAAAUGACCUCGACCUGAACAUAUUCACCUUGACGUUCAAGGUGGAAUGCUAAACCAGCUGAAAGUGGUAUUGUUAUUGUGUGUGUGUGUGUGUGUGUGUGUUUGUGUGAGAGAAAGAAAGAGGCUGAUUAGCAGUUAAUGGAGCAACAGGGGCAUUGAGUCACAAACCUUUCCGAGGUAAACUCGUCCAGUCUAAGAGGCUCCACAUCAUGGCACUGAUGGAUUACCCAACUUUACCCAGCUUUUUUUACAACCAUCCAUCUAGCGAACAGUUCACUUUGCGUCUAGAAUGCUACUUUAGUGACUGCUAGGUCACCAACUAUUUCACAUACUUUUAGAGAAGUGUGAAGGUGCCAGGGUAAAGGGUAAAGAGGGCAAAGUAUUUGAGGUCAUGGGGAACUCAGAGAGCGUUUGGUGGAUUGUAGUGGAGUUUGCCUGCAGGAUCCUUGGUGUUUCUACGGCAACAGUGUUGUGUGCUGUGGGAGUAGAGACACUCCAAAAGGGAGAAUUCAACAGCCUCGGCAUCUACUUACUAGUGUCAUCUGUUGGCAUCAUGAUGUUUGAGCUGGCCUAUUUCCUGGAUGCUCUUCUGUUCAUGUGUCUGCCCUGUCCGCCAGACUGGCAGCUGUUUAUGUUGUGGGGGAAGAUGGCUCGCAUUGGAGGCUUCCAUAAGUUCCUCUAUUACUCCAUAAUGUCAGUGGUGUGCUUCUUGCACCCUGUGUUGGUGUGGCAUGCAAUUAUCCCAGGGACGAUGCUUCUGGUGACAGCCUUUUUCAACUUCAUACUAAGCAAGAAAACCAAGAUAAAGUCUUCCAAAAGGACACAGGAGAGCCACGGUGACCAAGGCCCGACCACCACCUGUGGGAUUGAGGAAGCAGCCUCGGACAGCACUUUCUCAUUCCUCCACAUGGUGACAGGAAGGAGGGCGGGGGGACUGGCUCUCACAACCAGAGGCCACUGCCUCAGCCCGGGAGAGAGAGGAGAGAGCUUCCAGGCCAUGCUGGAGCUGGAGCAGACAGCAGUACCUAAAGACACAGAUGGGGAGAGGAGGAGGUGGAAAGAGAGGAGACCGAUAUGUUUCAGAGGUAGGGAGGAGCCAGUGGAGAGAGAGAUGGAGGAGAUAGACAGCUACUGUGAGCCAGAGCCAGACACCACAUCAGACACUGCACCUAUGAUUACUGACUGAACAUCCCUCUGUGCUCAGACUGAGCUCCUUACUGAUAUCACACAAAGGAAAGCUUGUGCAAUCUAUUCAUACUGACUGAGUGGGACUAGAUGGUGUUACACUGACUUUUAGCUGAAAAUAACACUAUAAAAUGUCUGACCAGCCAAAAUAAGCAGCAUUUUUUAGUGUUCAGUAAUAAGGUACUGUGUAUUUUACACAACUAAAAUAUGAAGAUUAUUAGAUUUUUUUUUCAAAUGUUCUACUGAUUUGUGUAUUUGUUACCUCAAAAAGAUCUAUUUGUACGAAAUGAAAAUUGUGUGAGCUCUAUUAAUAUAUACGUAAUAUAGAAGCAUUUUUAACUAUUUUGAUCUUCAAAUGUAUGAAUGCAAAGAAAUUAAACAAUUAGUACCUAAAUGUCCACGUGAGUGGCUUUUAGUGUGAUAGCCUGUUUUUGCAAAGCCAGCAUUGAUUGAAGAGCAGACAUUAAAGCCAAGCAAUCCAAUCCAGUUACUGCAGCAUACAUUAUUCAUAAGGUAAUAAAUUAGAUCAACUGUUUCAUUCAUUCAGCGUCAGAGAAAAUACAAGCGAAUGUGACUGAGUGUAGCAGGAGCUUGUGCAGGUGCAUGUGUUAGUCGCAUUCAAGUCUCCUCAUUGUGUGUUUGUCAUGUGUGAGCGGUGACCAUGGAGACGGAGCUCUGGGAGGAGUGCUCACUUUAUUAUGGUAAUGAGAAAAACAUCAGAUCACCCACCAGAGCGCCACCAUAGGGCUAUGCUUCACCUAAACAUAUCCGAUGUGCCAACACACCAAACAUAAUUACAAGUAUUAUUCAUGCAUUAUAAUAAUAAUAAUAAUAAUGUCAUACACUUGGCUUUGAUAAUAUUAAUAGGGUGAGUGUAUCAGACCCAAGCUCUAUAAAUCACCCUGAAAUUAGCAUAUUUGUGAUACAAAAGAGUAUGAAAAGCCUAUGUUAACAUUUCAUUUGUUUUUCUUUUGUUUUAUCAAGCUACAAAUGAUACAAUUCUCCACACAGACAUUCCUCUUUUGUUCGGGUCAUAAAUCAAUACUGUUUUGUUCUGUCAAAACACACGCACACACACUGUAUACACACUGUAUUCCUCAGUCCUUUGUUCCCUGAAAUGUAGAUAUAGAACUCUAUGUAGCCUUAAGAGGCAAUCUCUCUGCAGCAUCAAAGCUAAGGAGCGAAUCAAUAAAAGCAGAGAGUCUCAUUCAUCAGAAAGCACGUCACUGAGAAAACUGGGACCAGACACGUGAAAACACACUCACACAUAAAUAGCCUGUAGGUUAAACAACUGGGUUAGUCUCCAUGUUUGACGCAAAUUACAUCCCCAGCAGCUACAUGGUGUCAUAUAUUCUUUCAACCUUUUAAACAUGUUUUUUUGCACAGUAUAUCAAAUCCAUGACAUGUGAAUCCAGUCAGGAGGGAUGAGAUGUUCUGGUGUUUUAUGGGGAGAACAGAGAGUCUUUGUCCAGAGUUUACUUACCGCUCAUUGGCCCAUAAUCAGGGCUGUAUUAUCAGCUUCACAAUGUGUGAACGCAGCUGAGUGACCCAAUAAUAAAUAGAGGAGAGGAAAAGAAUAUCAGUAUUUCCAGUCCUCUUCCAUAAAUGUUCUACCAACUUGUCAUGCCCAUAUCCUUUAGAAUGAGCUGUUCUCAGUGGGGGAAGUUAUUCAGCUGCUGGAACAACUUACUUCCUCUGCAUGUUAAAUCAUAAAUCCUAUUCAGACAGAGAGUUGGGGGGAGUUCCUACAGCUUGUGUUUCCACCCUACAAUAGUUUCCUAGAUGGCAGAUCCAGGCUCAAAAACAGGAUGGGUGAAAUAAAUCUUAACAGGUCACAUGGACUUCUUCCUUUACUGCUGAGGUGGGAAACAACAGGAUAGGUGCUUUAGUGGUGGCUGUGGUAAAGCAAUUUUCUGAUUGCUGCAUAUGUAAAAGCAGACAAAAAAUGUGGAGAACUGGUUCUUUGUAUUGUUUGUUGAUGCGGUUGGUUUGAUUUGAUUCUGUCAAACGACGUACACAUAACACACUUACACUCCAAAUAUUCACAAAACAAAAAAAAGGGAAAAAUGUAAAAUUAAAUAAAACACAACAAAAACAUAAAAGGCAUGUAACACAAAAUGUGAUAUUCACAACUUUCAAUGCAUGAUACAGAAUAAAAACACUAACUACUAACAUAUAACACAUAUAACACUAAAAAAUAUUUUUUACAUCUCAUAACUAAAAUUAUGUUUCAAAAUACAAGACGUGGAUGUCUAUUCAAAAUAUUAUUUUGUACUCAGAGUACAGCUAUUUGUGGUCAACAGUGCACAGGAAGAAAAUCCAUUUCCAAAAUGCAAAAUAUACAUUAGCCUAAAUGAACAUAUCUAUAUGUGCAUUUUUGAAUAAAACACAUUAAUGAACACAUCAAAAUAUAACCUCUAACCUGGAGUGCAGAUUAUAGGUCAAACUAGCAACAUUAGUAAAAACGAGUUUAAGCUUAUGGUCUUCCGAGCUGAUUUUUCUUCUGACUGAUGAGACUGAGGC